Molecule: messenger RNA, 3166 nt
Organism: Synchiropus splendidus (mandarinfish)
Lineage: Eukaryota; Metazoa; Chordata; Actinopteri; Syngnathiformes; Callionymidae
Gene: pabir2
Product: PABIR family member 2
Exons: 10
Coding region: 860-1705 (281 amino acids)
Molecular function (GO): protein serine/threonine phosphatase inhibitor activity
Source: RefSeq, a predicted model, not a curated record
UCCAUUUUAUUAGCGUGGAAACACGGGUUCAUCGGAGGCGUUUCCGUUGACAAUGAACGGAUGAAUUCGAACCUGCCGAGGACCAACCACCACCCGGAGCAUCACGGGCAGCGGAAGAGUCAGCGGAAGCGUGCCGGCAAAUGGAGCGCUGUGAUUGGAUGCUGGCGCUCUUCAGCAGGGGGCGUGAGGUUAAAUGCUAACCGUUAGCAUUUGCGCUCUCGUUCAUUGCCGAGAGGCGCGUUGCGGGGACGAGAUAGCACAAAGUGUUGUGGUGACUCCUGGUGCCGGCUGGACCGUUUGGCUGUGGUGCUCGUCCGGGAGUUGCAUGAGAACAUCUGCACCAUUUGCCAGUUGUGUCCGGGCCUCUGGCGUGCUAGCUCCGGAUGCUAAGCGCUAGCGAGAUGAACCCGCGCUAACGCUGGACACCAGCCCGCUGCGUCGAGACACUGCGUUUGCUUUGAGAACUCUCUUGUGUUUUGUCUGUGGCUUGGCAAGGUAAUGUGUCACGCUGAUAUGUAGUGGAGCCUCAAGUGAGUGGCCGUCCACCGCUCCUCGCUCUGUGACCGCGGUGCAUUGUGCGCCAUGUAGCAGCAGCAGCAGCGUGCUAACCGUCCGCGCGCUCCCCAUAACGCUGGCGAAAGCGUUUGCAUGGCUGGUUCUCUGUUGCACAGUCGCCUUGAGUGAGUGGCUUUGGUCAGCCGGGCUUGAGUGUCUCUGUCGGUGUGUGCAGCCGGAAGGGCCUCGCAGUUUCUGUCGUCGGUGGUUGCACAUCACGUCAGCUCGAGUCUACACAUGAGCCAUGUAAAGCACCGCCAACCGCCCGCUGUACUUUCUCGACUGGCCACGCAAGCGACGCAACAUGAACAGCUCUGGAGUCAUGCCUCAGGAGAAGAUGGAGCUGGACCUGGACAUCCCUCCUUCUCUGAUUGCAACGGACGGGCAGUUGAGAAGGUCCAACAGUGCUCCCAUGAUAAAUGGAUUAAGUGAUAACGCUCAAGUGUUCCAGCGAGAGGUCCUGAGGAGCCGGAGGAACAGCACCACUGUCGUCAACAGGCCCAACAUGGUCCCUUCGUCGCCGAUCCGGGUCCCCAGCACCCGUCUGCACCAGAUCAAGCAAGAAGAGGGCGUGGAUGUGAUGAACAGAGAAGCUGCCCACGAGCGAGAAGUCCAGGCCGCCAUGCAGAUGAGCCAGUCCUGGGAAGAAAGUCUUAGUCUGAGUGACAACGACCUGGAGAAGUCUGCGUCUUCAUCCCCGAAACGUAUCGACUUUGUGCCCGUGUCUCCUGCGCCGUCGCCCACCAGAGGGAUCGGGAAAAAGCAGUGUUUCUCUCCGUCGCUCCAAAUCCUGGUGAGCAGCAACGGCCUGACGCCCAGCCCAGUUCCCAGCCCGACCCGGCGAUUUAGCAGGCGCAGUCAAAGUCCAAUCAACUGCAUCAGAGCGAGUAUACUGGGACCCAUCAAGCGCAAAGGUGAGAUGGAGAUGGAGAGUCAGCCCAAGAGGCUCUUCCAGGGAACCACCACCAUGUUGUCGUCCGACGUGUCCAACAUGUCCGACUUGAGCUCCUGCCACUCUCCAGAGCUCCUGGACGGCAGCCUCAGCAGCAUUGGCUCGUCCACCGACUCGCCCGGCAAGAUGGAGGGCGUGUCGCCCUCCUCCUCCAGCAACUCGCCCUUCGCUUCCCUGCAGGACUUCUCCCCCAAGUGAGUGAGUGAGUGGGCGGGCGGCGCCAGCCCUGGCUCUAGAUUCUAGGGCCGUGUCCCGUGCCAGCCAGCCGGCAGCAGUUUGGAGGAAAGCCAAGCCAUGGAGGACUGAAGACACUGUGAAGCACCAGCUGCUCGUGGAGGGAGACCAUGCUUCUCGUCGGACUUUUCUUUUGGAGCCCGGCUCUGCUAACUGGAGACUUGAAGCACCGACCUGUGUGAUCCUCUGGACUACUGCUGCUGCCCGGAGAGUAUUUCUCAUAUGGUUUCCCUGCUUUGUAAGUGUGUACAUAGUUCCUUCAGAUCUGUGGCGAAGGCAGAAGAUGCUUUCGACUGGGUCUGCCACUGAACACAACAAACUCAACCUUAUUUAUGGUCAGAUGUUUAUUUUAAAAGUCUCUAUUCCCGAGGAGCGGAACACUGUCUUACAGACACACCUGCCUUUGUGUUCCCUGCGCUUCUGUCGUCGGGUCGGACCCGACCGCGACUGUCUAGUGCUGACAUGCAAUGAAGCGUUUGUUGGCCACACGGAGUCGGUUUUUGUUCUGAAUGUCUUCUUCUUCCGAGCUCAGUGUGGGACGUGCUCAGGGCACGAGUUGUUCCUGACCUUCCUGUCGGUGUCUCUCACGUGACAUGUCAGACAUCAAAUAAAUUAUUUCUUUAUCAGCUCGACUCGUCGCAUCUUGCGCUCUCACCUUUGGAAGUCACUCUCAGCAGUGACAAAAACCAGGUCGUGGAUGUUGUAAAGGAUUGUGUUGGACGGGACUUUGAUCAAAGACGUGGAGAAGGACACGUUUCAAGCUAAAACCAGAUUCAAAAGGAGGAGCAUAUUGGCUCCUUGAUGCAUGAAAGUUGCCUGAGAUGGGAGUUUGGAGAGUGACGCGAGUGUGACGGGCAGAGGCAGCGUAAGGCCGUCAGCAAACUGCACAGUGCGCAGCUUUCUUUCUCACAGCCACUGUGACCGAUCCGUUAAACCCCCUGGAAAAAGCAGCUGCUUGGAAUGGCUUCCUCCUGAUGCCUCCCCAACCACGGUCGGGCUCCAGACAACAAACGGAUGCUUUCAGUGAAAUGUCAACUGAAGAUUUAUUGGGACAGGAACCUUCACAUGCAAAGGACUGCAUUUGGUCAACACUGAAAAAGGUGAGAACACAAAUGUCAAGGUGGCUACAGGUGAAUACCGUAAGAAAAGUCUUUAUGUACAGCUCGCAUCAUCCUUCAGGCUCAUGAUGGCGACAGAGACACAGGCGAGGCCUGGACCGGACCGACACCUUUAGAUGCAUGUGAACGUCUAAGAACAGGUCUCCACAUGGUGAAUUCUUCCGGGCCUCUGCUGCGGACAGAGCCAGUAGCGCCCCCUUGCGUCAGUGUCAUCGAGCGGCGACGCCCUCGGGCUCGUCAUCACGUGCGCAGGAUGACCAUCGUGAGAAGACCUGCAACAGAAAGCAGGGCGCUCAGCGCGGCGCGG